AUGGGACAGUGCCCCGACUCUCAGUUCGCGCGCCUCAACGGCAGGGAAUGUCUGCCUGCCAUCCUCCGGUGUGAUGGAGGCCCUGACUGCUAUGACGCCAGUGAUGAGCGAGAUUGUACCCAAGAGCUUUGCCAGGGCUUCUUGUGCCGGAACGAUUCCACCUGCAUCACCACAUUGCAAGUCUGUGAUGAGACUGUUGACUGUCGUGAUGGAUCUGAUGAAAGUGAAUGUUCAUGUCGAGAUAGCUACAUGAAAUGCGACAACGCGAGAUGCAUGCCUGAACGUUUCCGAUGCGAUGGCGACAACGACUGCGGUGACAUGAGUGAUGAGCGCAACUGCAGUGUAUCUACUCCGUCUCCUGAAGGAAACUGCAGCAACGACCAAUACUCCUGUGCAAACGGGAGAUGCAUCAGAGGAAGCUACGAAUGCGACGGCGACAACGAUUGUAAUGACUGAAGCGAUGAACGGCACUGCGCGUGUUCCUCGGAACAGUUCAAGUGCGAGAACACCGGCCGUUGCAUUAGAAGGGCGUAUCGAUGUGACGGAGAUAACGACUGCGGCGACGGCAGCGACGAGCGCGACUGUCCGGGGUCAUCGUCA
Molecule: messenger RNA, 600 nt
Organism: Hyalella azteca
Lineage: Eukaryota; Metazoa; Arthropoda; Malacostraca; Amphipoda; Hyalellidae
Product: very low-density lipoprotein receptor-like
Exons: 6
Coding region: 1-456 (151 amino acids)
Molecular function (GO): protein binding
Source: RefSeq, a predicted model, not a curated record